ACGUAUCUAUUCCGCUGAGGGCACGCGAGAGGAGGGUGUAGGGAACGGGAAGGGAAGAAUAUGAAGCUGUCAUCUGGCUUGGCAUGCCGGCGCGGGUUCAAGCCAACGCUCCGUGUUCGUGCCGCGGCACAACUCAAUUCAACUCAACUCAAUCGUAAGCGCGCGCUCGGGCGAGCUGCACGUACGCCUCCCGCCGACGCACUAACUCACCACCGGACUUUACGUCGCUACCAAAACAAUAAUACUAAAUGAAACGGUGCACAAUAGUUCUUUACCAGUGACCAAUGCGUAACUAAACUCUCGAAAACAGUGAUAAAUGUUGUGGAACAUCGUUGAAGUUAACAAAACACGGAGUUCUAAACUUUCCAACGAGCGAGCCAUGUGACUACGGCGGGAACGAGUAAUAGCUGUAAUGUGGCUGCUAGCGGCUCUGCUAGCAGCCUGUGCUGCGGGCGCAGUGAGCACGCCGUGCUUCGAGGCUCGCACGCGCUGCGCCUACCGCACGGGCUGUGGCGCCGCGCUUAACAACUACAUGAUCCUGUGCAACGACGUGCUGUCUGAACCGACUAGCGUGUGUCCCAAGCCGUGUGAACAUGCGCUUAUAGCGCUCAUGUCCACAGAGGAGGGGAAGGAGCUGAUGACGUGCGAGUGUGAAGACGAGUAUUGCCUGGAGGCGAAGUCACGGAUCGACGUUUGUCGGCCUUCGGUUCUUCGCGGAGCCGCGAAUGCGACGAGUUCGUGUCGUCUGUCGCAGCUAAUCUGCACGGCGGAUGCCCAGUGCGCCACUGCGCUCGGUUAUUACCAUCGCCUAUGCCGCGCAAUGUACCGCGGCAGAAAAUGUUCCCACAAGUGCCUAAAUGCUAUAGAAAUUUUAAGAAAACAGGAGAAAGCAGCGCCUCUGACAGGAUGCCAAUGCGAUGGCAAUGAGGAUUACGACUGUCCGAGGAUGCAAAACAACCUUGCGAGGCUUUGCUUCCACAAGAAGUUAGACCCCAUAGACGAAAAACGCAAAACAACAAUAACGCCAGAAGUAGUUUUAGUAGGCAGCAGUUCUAUUGCCACUGUUUCAAAACGGCUGCUAGUAUUAUUAACAUUUUUCAGUUCAAAAUUCUAUACGUGAUAGUUUGAAAAUGGGUCUACCUCUAGCAUUAGGUCUAAUUUAAUUCUAAGGUUGGAGCAGCAAUUGCAUUGAAGUACAACUUUUGUAAAUAUGUAAAUGAGAAUAUU
Molecule: messenger RNA, 1227 nt
Organism: Cydia amplana
Lineage: Eukaryota; Metazoa; Arthropoda; Insecta; Lepidoptera; Tortricidae
Product: growth arrest-specific protein 1-like
Exons: 3
Coding region: 413-1120 (235 amino acids)
Biological process (GO): regulation of cell cycle
Source: RefSeq, a predicted model, not a curated record